This is a messenger RNA of Liolophura sinensis, 2623 nucleotides long. RefSeq names its product sodium- and chloride-dependent GABA transporter 3-like. The record is from RefSeq and is a predicted model, not a curated record. Bases 641 to 1357 code for a protein of 238 amino acids. Gene Ontology annotation, molecular function: amino acid:sodium symporter activity. Lineage: Eukaryota; Metazoa; Mollusca; Polyplacophora; Chitonida; Chitonidae. The transcript is spliced from 9 exons. Gene Ontology annotation, biological process: amino acid import across plasma membrane; sodium ion transmembrane transport; nitrogen compound transport. Gene Ontology annotation, cellular component: plasma membrane.
ACAAGGUGUUGGGUAUUACAGAAGGAGUGGAGGACGUUGGAUCAGUCCAAGGACAUUUAGCCUUAGCACUGCUUGUGGGAUGGUGCUGUAUAUUCAUCUGCAUAUUUAAGGGAAUCGAAUCGUCUAGAAUAGCUGUAUACAUCACGGCCACUAUCCCGUUUAUCCUGCUGAUCAUCCUAUGCGCCUGGUCGUCCUCAUUCCCGGGCGCCACAGACGGAAUGCUGAUCUAUAUCACUCCGAGGUGGGACAAAAUGAAAAAUUACCAGGUAUGGGUGGAAGCAUUCAUCCAAGUCUUCAACUCACUCGGCCCAGCGUGGGGAGGUCUCAUCACACUGUCUAGCUUCAACCCCUUCCGCCAUAACUGUGUGAGGGACGCUGUCUUGGUGACUCUAGCCGACACGGUGACCGCGAUAUUCUGUGGUUUUGUCAUAUUUAGUGGAUUGGGUUACAUGGCCCACGAGACUGGAACUCCCGUCUUAGAUGUUGUGAGGACAGGUGCGAACCAUGGAACCAUAUUACGGUAUAGUUUGUAUUACGAAAUAUCAGCAGUACUAUUUGCAAGUGUACUAAUUCGCCUUUGUUCUCUCUGUACGCAGGUCCUGGCUUGUCCUUCGUGACGUACCCUCAAGUUGUGUCUAGCAUGCCGAUCCCUCACCUCUGGGCCGCUCUAUUCUUCAUCUUGGUCUUCUUCUUGGGAAUUGACAGUGCUUUUGGGAUGAUCAAGACGUUCACUAGCGGGCUGUUUGACAUGUACCCAACCACGCUUGGACGGUACAAGGUACUAGUCACACUGGGCAUAUGUAUGGCAAGCUACCUGUCCGGACUGAUUUUUGUCACAAAGGGAGGAAUGUACUGGUUCCAACUCUUUGACUGGUACCUUUGUUUCUUCGCGUUGAUGCUGGUCGCUCUGCUAGAGUGUUUGGUAGUUUCCUAUAUAUACGGAAUCGAAAGGUUUCUAAGAAACGUUAGAGAAAUGUUGAAGCCAGUGAAUAACACAUUUCUGACGGUGAUGAAAUACUGCAUUAUGGUGGAAGUUCCGAUUGUAAUGGCAGGUGCGCUGAUCUUUACAGUUGCCACAUUUCGUUCACCGAAGUAUGGCAAGUAUGUCUAUCCUGAGUGGACGAAUGUGUUCGGUUGGUUGCUCGGUAUGAGCAUGACGUUGCCUAUCCCCAUAAUCAUUGUGUACAAUAUUCUCUCGGCGAAAGGCACCUUUAUCGAGCGCCUGAGAGAGACAGUAAAGCCUGUCAUCACCAGGAAAGGUGGUGUCAUCACCGACCUCAAGGACGAGGAUUGCGCGCAUGUCAUGUUCCCUCAACCGGAUAUUGUUUCCGUUACAAAGGAAACAACGGAAUGCUGACGAAAAUUUUAACUGAAAACAGGCGAAAGGAAUUUUGAGCACAUACCCCGGUGGAGACAAACAAGUUGGAAUUCACCUAAGAAAUGAAGCUCGUGGAAAGAGGUUUACUUUCGUUAUGUGGAUGCAGCUGUUUGAGUCUUUAUCCGGAAGUUAAAGGCCAAGAAAAUAGUAAUAUGAAGUGUGUUAAACACUCUCCAUGAAGAUGAGUUUGAUUUACUCUCAGGUAAAAUACUUUUGAAACAUCGGAUUCUGUGGUGACUAUUCUGACCAUAUUGUGACAAGUGACGUCACAUCGGGUUUUUUACCCUCAAGAUACACAGUCUACGAGAUUUGUAGCAUUGAAAAAGCAUGUAUACAUAUAUGCACUCAACGAAUUGAACUUUUAAGGAACUAUUUGAAGCAAAAACACUGAUGUGACGUCGUAGAUACCUACUGGGUUUCAACAGACCACCGUAAAAUCGGAUGUUUUAAAAGCAUUUUACUUGGUUAAACAAUUGAUUGUUCACUUUGCCUUAAAUGGACAAUUUUAUAUUUCUCACUGUUUUUUUUUUCCACUCAAAUCAUGUACAUUGUUCUGUUCAAAAAAAUCAUGCUUUCCAUUGAAUAUCUUAGAAACUUUGGUGCAUGGAAAAGCCAGUUUAAUCCGCUAUGCUUUUUUUGUGUAAAGAAACAAAAAUAAAAUACUUCCGACAAUUAACAGAGGAUGUAAAUAUUGCAUUAGCUCUGUUGAUAUGGAUAAGUUAAGUGGUGAAUAAGUACAUGCGUUGCAUCUACUUCAAAGUCACAUAUACAUCUUACUGUCACGUGCCCGGAAGUGGCGGGUCAUUCAUCGGAGGUGGGAUGACUUAGUAAUGACUGGCGAGGUGAUGAGGAAGUGGGAAAAAAAAGCAUUAACGUCUCUCUAAGGUUUUGACAAGUUUUCAUGUACUGCCUUAUGUUUGAGGCGAUCUUGUUUUAUCAGACUGUAGUCAUAUGACUCAACCUACCUCACGUCGUUGUAGACUUUGACAAAAUGUUUAUUUGUAACAUAGAACAAACAGCAUUUACUAAUGAACGAACAGGUGCUAAUGCAUCUUUUAAUAGCUCGCCUGAUUAAUUUUAGCUUUGUUAUGAGAAUCAAUGGGGCUUGGCUUUAGCCAGUCUAAUAUUUGUGGUUGGCUUUACGGGAUGUUCCGACGACUUUGGAUAUGCAGCCGAAAAACCAGGUCAUGAGUUUGAAUCUUCCACGUGACGUUCAUAUAAACUGUCUGCAGUUGUGACCACCGU